AUGAAUGGUGUGCUGCAGAAGAUGGACGAGUUGUGUGAGCAAGCCUCGCGAGAUCUGCAGCAGAAACUGUUGCAAGCCGAAGCCGGUGUGGACACGGUUUCUUCCCCGCAGAGGCGACAGAAAUUCGAGCUCAUGGCAAUGCAGAAACAAGCAGGUCAAGACGUCACAGCCAAAUUGCAUGAGUGCUUGAGCGGGGUCGAUUUUCGGCGGGCUACCAGCUUUUGCCUCGUUCACGACAAGGUCUGUCCGAUCCCUGACACCCGGACUUAUGAGGAUCAAGGCAUGUUGACAAUAGCCAUUGCGGGGAUUUCCUGUCCGAUGCUCAGUUUGGAUUGGAGUUGUAUGGGGAGCAAGCACGGACUUGUUGGCAAGGGCAACCAGGCCAACAUCAUGUGGGUCCGAGAGCGAUGUGCCAAACAAGAGAAAGUUAUAAUUAUGGAGUGCACAAGUUUGUUCGACGAAAGCGAAGCUGCGACAAAGAUGCUAUCUAGCCUCUAUGAUUUUCAGUCAAUCAUUGUGGGGCCUGAUGAUUUUGGUUUGCCAUGCACAAGACAGAGGAAGUUUUCAGUUGGUAUUCUUCGGUCGUGGGGCUACAUGGAUGCCCCACUAUCUGAGAUUGGCAGCUUUUUCAAGAUCCGCAGAAUCUGCGGUGACGUCUAUUUGACGGCACCCUUGAAGGAUGUGUCGGAGCACCAAGCAAGCAGAGCAGCUGAACGAGGCUUUGCAAGGUCUUCUGCGAGCCUGCUGGAUGUUGCCCAGUUGCUGCCACCGGCCAUGGCCGUCAGGCGGGAGGUGUACCGGGAUCGGCUGCGGGAGCAGGGCCUUUCCACGGGACUGUGCAUGCUUGGGCAGAAUGCAGAAAGCUUCGGACACAUCAGUGAGACAUGUCCAGCCCUUCUGCGAAGCAGCACGGUGUGGUGCUUUGGCCGAUCUGCCGAGAGAGAGCUUUUGGCUAAGGAGCAUUUGGUGGUGAUGGGACUUCCUGUGUAUCCGCAUCUCGAGGCCACCGGGUUCGCUUGUCCUUUCAAGGAAAUUCUGGAUGGCCCGAGGCAGCUCUCAGAUCCGCAAGUCAAAGCAUUGGCAGGGAAUUCUAUUUCUGUGCCGGUGUUUGGCCACUUGGUGACAUAUGUGCUUGCCCAUCUCCAGAGAGGAAGCCAGGCUGUGAUGAUGGAUGAAUGCGGUAGCUGA
Symbiodinium necroappetens is the source of this 1188-nucleotide messenger RNA. The record is from the annotation of a GenBank genome assembly. Lineage: Eukaryota; Dinophyceae; Suessiales; Symbiodiniaceae.